Molecule: messenger RNA, 1362 nt
Organism: Rasamsonia emersonii CBS 393.64
Lineage: Eukaryota; Fungi; Ascomycota; Eurotiomycetes; Eurotiales; Trichocomaceae
Product: alpha-galactosidase
Exons: 7
Coding region: 1-1362 (453 amino acids)
Biological process (GO): carbohydrate metabolic process
Molecular function (GO): hydrolase activity, hydrolyzing O-glycosyl compounds
Source: RefSeq, a predicted model, not a curated record
AUGCUUUAUCGUGCUACUACUACUGCUGCCGCCGCCGCGGCGGCAGCGUUAUUACUGUCUCCAUUGCCAGGAGUCGAGGCCCUCGUGAGGCCUGAUGGAGUGGGAAAACUACCUGCUCUAGGCUGGAACUCGUGGAACGCAUUCGGCUGCCACAUCGACGAGGAGAAAAUCCUGACUGCGGCAAACCAGAUUGUCAACCUUGGUCUGAAGGACCUGGGGUAUGAAUACGUGAAUAUCGACGACUGCUGGUCCGUCAAGAGCGGCCGCAAUGCAACGACUGGCCGGAUCAUGCCUGAUCCGACCAAGUUCCCUGACGGCAUCAGCGGUCUUGCGGACAAGAUCCAUAAUCUAGGGCUGAAGAUUGGGAUCUAUAGCAGCGCCGGAUGGACAACCUGCGCGGGCUAUCCAGCCAGUCUGGGAAACGAGACGAUUGACGCAGAGACGUUUGCUGAAUGGGGGAUUGACUAUUUGAAAUACGACAACUGCGGCGUCCCCCCCGACUGGCAGGAUCAAUAUUCGUACUGCGUCCCAGACUCAGGCAACCCUGCCACAAACCCCAAUGGCACCUGUCCCAAUCUCCAGAACCCCGCGCCGCCAGGAUACAACUGGAGCACGUCCAAGACGGCGGAGCGGUACCGCCGGAUGAGAGACGCCUUGCUGGGCGUGCAGGGCAAGCGGACGAUCCUCUUCUCGCUCUGCGACUGGGGGCAGGCAGAUGUGAACGAAUGGGGAGCGCAGACGGGCAACUCGUGGCGCAUGUCGGGUGAUAUUUCUCCCAACUGGCAUCGCAUCUCCACCAUCGCCAACCUCAACAGCUUCGAACUGAACUCGGUCGACUUCUGGGGCCACAACGACCCGGACAUGCUCGAGGUCGGAAAUGGCAAUCUGACGCUGGCCGAGAACCGGGCGCAUUUCGCUCUGUGGGCGGCGAUGAAGUCGCCUCUGAUCAUUGGGACGGCGCUCGACACAAUCAGCCAAGACCACCUCUCCAUCCUAUCAAACAAAUACCUGCUGAAAUUCCACCAAGACCCGCAAAUCGGCCGCCCCGCAUACCCGUACAAAUGGGGGUACAACCCAGACUGGACGUUCGACCCCUACCACCCGGCCGAGUACUGGUCCGGGCCGACCUCGAGCGGCGACGUGCUCGUUCUGAUGCUCAACACCGAGGACGGGCCUGCGAAUCGCACUGCGGUGUGGAGUGAGGUGCCCGAGUUGAAGGGUCGGACUAAUAAUGGGAGAAGUACCGGAUUCCAGGUCACGGAUGCUUGGACGGGAAAGAGUCUAGGCUGUGUGAAGGGUGGAUACAGUGUUGAGCUUGAGAGUCAUGAUGUUGCUGUGUUGGUCGUGUCGGGUGAAUGUUGA